AGGAGGACGGGCCCGUAGCCCGAGGCCUGUCUGCCCAGCGCGCGCGGCUGGCCAGCCCGCCCCCGCUGGAUGCCGCCGGGAAACCCCACGGCGGCAGCCGACGGCGCACGGUGGGCGGGCCCGGCGGCCCUGUGCGUGGCCGGUGCGAUCACCGCUCGGGCGGCGCGGUCAUUCUUCGAGAAAUAUUUGGCGGAGGCAGACAUCUCUUUGGGAUUCCAGUCAGAGAACGCUUUCUAUUAUUCCUUCUACAGCCAUCUGGUCCGCGCGGACAGCUGGUGGGAUGGCUUGUGUGACCUGUACGCUGACAGGCUGAGUGAGGCGCCGGCGGAGGUCAACGCCCUCCGGCGCUUCAACAUCUACCAGGAAGCGCUGCUCGGCAUGGCCUGGCGUGGCGCCGCGGCGGCUGUGCAAUCGCUGGGGCUGGCCGCCGCUCCAGACCCUGCACGUUUCUACUGCGCCUCGGUGUUCGUUGCGUACUUCUUCGGCGUGCUCGCGCUCUUGUGGAACGUCCGGUGGAACGUGUGGUGCGUUUUGGUGGCAGGGGCUUCCUAUCUCAACAAUCUGGAGGACGCCACGCACGUCGCCUUCAUGCCGCCGCUCCGCGAGAACUUCGGCAUCCCGCUGUGGUUCGCGAGCUGCGCGAGCCUGCAGUGGCUGCACCGCCAGUGGAGCGGCGCUCGCCCCAGUGGGCUGGGGGCGCCUCGUGCAUCGUUGGUGCUGGCAUGCUCCGGCUUCCUGUUGUCGUGGCAGUUUGCCAACUUCGCGCUGAGCCUGCAGUGGGCCGCUGUCUGCGCCGUGGCCGUGUCGGGAGCCACGGGGUGGCCCUUCGUCGUCGAGGUGUCGCGGCUGUACGUGGUCAGUGUGCUGCUGAGCUCGGCACUCCGCUUCGGCGACCUGUGGGCCGUGAGGUCGGUGUUCUUCCGCCUGUCGCUGUCUGCGGUGGUCGCCGGCAGGAUACUGCAGGCCGAGAAGACCCGCUGCGACGAUCGGAAGCACGCGGCCGCGCCAGCGUGCCUCGACUCCCAGCUUCCGAGCCCAGCUAGGCUUCUGGCCGCCCUCGCCGCCGCGCUGGGCACGGCGGCCUCCGUGGGAUGGGCGGCGCGCCGGCUCGUGGCCCGCCGCGACGGCGAGGAGGCCCUCCUGGACGACGCGCACAUCUUCGAGUUCGUGGCCUUCCGUUUCGGCCUGCGGCCAGGCCCCCUGGGUUACCACGCGGCCCUGUACGAAGGCCAGAGGAGCUUCAGCUCCCCCGCGUGGCCGGACUGGGAGCCGCUGUGCACCUCGCUGGCCGCCCCCGCGGCGGCCCUGGUCGCGGCCGUGGUGCUGCUGAAGCUGCUGUGGAGGCAGCGCAGGCGCUGGUGCCACGACGAGCUGGCGUGCCGCGACAUGUUCCCCGAGGCGCUGCUGCUGGCGCUGGCGGGGUCGGUGACGCCGCUCUUCCUGGUCAUGCUGCGGUACCAGAUCCUCUUUGUGCCCCACGUGGUGCUCCUGGGCUCGCUGGCGGCCGACUCGCGGCUGUGGCCGCCGAGACUGCGGGCCUGCGGCCCGCUCCUCGGCACCGGGCUCCGCGCGGCGUGGCUGGCGGUGCUGCUGGGGCGUUGGGUGCCCCGGGGUCCGCUCGAAGUGCGCCGCGGGCCGCACGCGGACGAGCUCGCGGAGCGCUCCGAUCUGCUCGCCUGGAUCGCAGCGAACACCAGGGACGGCGACAUCGUUGUGUCCGGCAUGGGCUUGUCGGCCCUGAUCAGGCUGCACGCGCGGCGCGGCGUCGUGUGCCACCCGCACUACGAGAACACCAGGCUACGGGAGCGCUGCCACUGGGUGGAGAGGAUCAACGGCUGGCGCUCCCUCAAGGAGUACCACGGCAUCCUGCGGGACCGCGUGCUGCCAGGCCCGUGGAACAGCAGCGGGCGCAUCCUCGUCGCCGAGAAGGUGCAGAGCUGCUUCGGAGUGGACGAGGCUGGCCGCGACGUGUCCGAGAUUAUCGAGCGGAACUCGCCCGAGCAGGCGGAGGGCGUUCGGGGCCAGAAGGCAUGCGAGCAGCUCCACUUGAUGGCCGGCGGGUGGGCCCCGCCUCGCGGCUUCCAGCCGCUGGUGGUGGGCCGCUGGUACGCCUUAGUAGAAGUGCUCGAGGAACCGCAGAGAAAGGGGAAGCCCUUACAGUUGAGCCUGGAGUCCGAAUGCCGGUUCGCCCGGUAUCUCUUCGAGGAGCUUUCGCGUUCAGCCGAAGCCCAGCCGUUCUUCCUGCGUUUGUUGGGCUCCCACGGGCAAAGAGCGCACGAGCUGGACGUGCCUUGCGCGUGUGCCGCGUCGUACUUCUGGCCGCCCGACGUGAAGGUACUGGUGCACCGACGUGCUCUGGAGCUGCGCCGCGGAUGGGCCGACGGCGCGCUGGGAUGCUGCGAGCUGACCCCCAGGGCGGUGGACUGCCUGAGCGCCCACGCGCGGGCGCUGCACGACGCGGGCGACUACAUGGCCGCCGAGCGCUACCACGGCUUCGCCACCGAGCUCCUGCCUGGCUCCGCCCAGCCCCACGGCUUCCGCGGCUUCGCGCUGCUGCAGGACGGCAGACUCGAGGCGGCCCUGGAGAGCUUCCGGCGCGCCGCGGCCCUCGAGGGUUCCAGGGCCUCGUCGACGACGGGCUGCGGCAUGGUGCUGGCGCUGUCGGGCCUGGGCAGGUUCGCCGAGGCGCGGGAGCAGCUGGCCGCGGUGGCCCGGUUCGACCCGAGGGCGGGCUGCAUGCACGCCGAGAGGGGCCUCCGGGGGCUGGGCGCCAGCGCGGAGCUGCAGCCCGAGCUCGAGGCCUACGCGGAUCUGCGGCUGGCGCUGCGGGACUACGACGGCGGCAUCUCGGGGUGGCACAGCUUCCUGGACUCGAGUGCAAGCGCGAGGUACCUGACGCGACGCUUCCGUGGGAGCAAGGUCCUCUUCCUUGGGAGUGCGGACAAGCACUUGAAUCCAGCGUUGGUCAGCCUCAAGGUUCUCCGAAGAGUUCACCGCUGCGACUGGCCCGCAGAGUUCUGGAUCGAGGCCGGGGAGCUGUACCGCGUGGACUCCGCGCAGCGCGAGGCUCUGGCGUUGCUCGGGGCCGAGCUGCGCGUGCUGCCUUCUCCGUACGCGGCCUGGAGGGGCACGUUCUGGCACUGGCGGGCGAACCUCACCCAGAAAUGGAACCAGGGGCCAGGUGCGGACGGGAAGCUGCAGAAGUACGCGCUCAAGACGCUGGUGCUCAGCGACGCGCACAGGGGGGUAGGGGGAGGGAUGUAGGCUUCUGAGAAGCACCCCUGCUUCUUGGAAGGCGCGGGCCUCGUCUGUAGAUGUAGGGCCGGCGCCUCCCAAGAAGCAGCCUCCCUCUAAGACGCCCCCCCCCUUCCCUCUCUAUCCCCCGGCGCGCGCGGCCAAGGUGCUGCUCCUGAGCUCGUGCAGCGACUGCCUCUUCCUCGACGCGGACAAUGUGGCGCUCCGGGCUCCGAGCGCCCUCUUCGAGGGCCUCGCGGCCCACGAGGCCGCGGUGUUCUGGCCAGACCUGUGGGACGAGCCGGCGGGUUCCGCCGCGGCGCUCUGGGCCUCCCUGCCGCCCCCCGCGGCGCCGGCGCACAAGACGCAGGAGAGCGGCCAGCUCGUCGUGCGCAAGUCCGGGCGGCAGGCCCUGCGGGCGCUGCUGCUGGCCGCGCUGCUCGCCGUGCGGGGCGACGUCUUCCUGGAGGCCAUCUACGGCCUCGAGGGCGGGGGCCUCCUCUGCGGGUACGGCGACAAGGACGCGUUCCACCUCGGCUUCCGCCUCCUGGGCGUCCCGUUCCGCUGGGGCGCGCCCCUCCCGAGCGUGCUGGUCAGCUCGCGCGACGGCAGCUACGUGGGUCAGCUGCAGCUGGGCUCCGACUCGGGCCCCCUGUUCCUGCACGGCGCCCACGCGAAGGACAACCUCAUGAGCCUGCUUCGCUUAGGGCUGGACCGCUGCGACUUCCGCAGCGGCCAGGGCGGAAACUUAUUUAGAAGACAAGGAAGGACAACAGGCGUAAGACACAAGCUUUCGCAGGUCCGUGUGGACGUCUUGGGUCGGCGCUGAACCCUCUCCCCACGCUCUUCGCGGCGCCUCUGGCGCCGCGCUCUGCGCUCCAGGGGGGGAGUGCAGGAAGGGGUCCGACCCGAAAACGCUGUGGGGACCGCCGGAAGUGUGCGGCAGGUUGGCGCCGCGAUGACGCGGCGGCGGCCCCAGCGCGGGCGUUGGAG
Molecule: messenger RNA, 4227 nt
Organism: Prorocentrum cordatum
Lineage: Eukaryota; Dinophyceae; Prorocentrales; Prorocentraceae
Source: the annotation of a GenBank genome assembly